GUUUUAGCCGAGCUGAUUGAUGAUCACUCUUGCUUUCCGUACGGAUGCGACCGUGACUGUUGGACAAGGUCAUUAAUGGUUCACGACAUAUUGGUGCGCAGUUACCCCCCAACUUUGACAACAUUACUGUCCCAGCUGCCCGACCAUAUACAGAGGCUGGUUCAGGGAGUGAUAUCAAAUCACUCAGCAGCAGACUUUGAGCAGCUAUGCGAUAGAGUUGCAGAUUGGUCCGCAUCUGAGCUAUCGACACUGCAGCCAAUUUUCUACGCGCACCUUGACCCAGCUUACAUUCCUGCAAAGUCAACUCCAGCUGUUACUACGAAUAUUGAGCUCGCCCGGUGGUCACUUGUCGGGAUCGUGAUAACCUUGGGCAAAAUCGAUCAUGAUUCCGCCUUUGAGGCGAGAUCAUUUGGGAAAUAUCUCAUCUCCGCCCCAGGCUGGAACUGUGUCGUUCCUUGGCUUGUCUUCUUUCACGACCAGUUCAUUAUGCGCAGAGCGAACUAUAGACCCGUCGACAGGACGCCUGCCAUGAAGCUUCUUGCUAACAUACUGUUUUAUGCCGUCCUCGCGAGCGGUGGGAACCCACUGUUCUCUACGACGCCCACCCUUUACCGCCCGAUCGUAGAGUUGUGGUUGUUGGCCCUCGACACAAAAGACAAGGAUGUGCUGUCGUUCGCCCAGGAUUCCAAACGUGGUCGCCUCACUGAUCUUCGGGCUAUAUUCUCCUUCAUGGCUAAAGAAUGCUUGCGCGAUGACGUCUUUGUGACCAUCGCACUCGAAGUGUCAGGCGACAUUGGCACCAUGACUUCCGCAGCUCUGAAGUAUGUCAAGAACAUACGAUCAAUGGCCAAGGACCCUGAUAUAGUCUCGACGGCCCUCGAGCCGCUCGUACCAAUGUUUUCGCACUGUGUUAGACUUAUCUUAAAAACGAGCAUGCACAGCGCUGCGAUGCGGGAAGAAUACAUCCUCCGACAGUCGGUCAAAGAGAUUUUCUCCACUGUCCAUAUUCUCCAGUCUCUUGUUUCUGGAAGAGGGGACACGGGGCAUAUGCUUAGACCAUUCCUUGCCACCGGUUUUCAGUACCUCGCCUUUAUCCUCGAACGUGCCGAUGACACUGUCUCGGUGCUCCAUCAAGCUCUCCGCUCGCAUGCCCUUGAAAUAGCGGUGCGUAUGAGUCCCUUCGGACCCCUGGAGGAGCAAGAGGAGGAGCGUCUUUGUGAUCUCAUUGCGGUGUUUUUGGGGAUAUUAUUUGAUCACCUUGUUCACGGCAAAAUCUUGACAUACGUUGGUAAACAUGUGGACGCCUGGUCUGAUACUCUCGGACCAAUCGCGAGACAAGAUAAAAAUCUCUGUGGGGAGUGGUCCGUAAUCGAGCGGACGACACGAUUAUAUGUCGAUCUCAGAUCCAAGGAGGAAAUGAUAAGGCAGUCAUCACCAAAUGGAAAGGGCUGGAUUCUUCGAUGUUACUGUGGUGGCACUGCGGAAGCCAUUCAGCAUAGGCAAUGUGCGGGAUGUCAGGUAGUGCGGUACUGCUCAAAGCGAUGCCAGCGUGAUUCCUGGUAUAGGCACCACAAAUGGAGCUGUAAAUUUCUGAAGGCAGCUGUUGGCUCAUUAACACCGCACUCCGUGAAACGUAGUCUCGUUCUGCUAGCUGCCCUAGAAGCCGCCCAGAUAUCGAGCAGAUGGUAUGAAAUUCAGAAGCUGGUCGGCGCGGCGCGGCGCCAGUAUCCGCAAGAUCGGGAACGACUCGUGGUCGAAGUUGCUAUAGAUAAGGAUGAAGUAUCAGUUCAGCCUAUUCGACACUACCUCUUUCUGUUCAAUGGGCUCUCUGAAAAUGACGUCGUGGAUAGGUUGUCGUCAUGGCGGGAUCAACGGGGCUAUCAAUCAUUCUUGUGUUCGGUGAUCGCGAUAAAGGAUCGAUAUUUUUCACGACAGGUCUUAUUCAGUCCACACACUGCAUUAAACAUGGAGAUGAGGCUCGACCGUAACCACUGAUGGUGUCAUGGACAGGCGGCCUUCGUGGAUAUCGUGGAUUUUGGUAAAGUUCAAUUUAUUGCUCUUGUACUUGAAUGAGAGGCACCGGUGACCCUAAUUACUUUGACCGUAAAAAUACACAGCUGUUGUAUAAUUGUCAUUGAACUGCCGAUAUGACAGGUAGUUGGACGUCAAGACUGCUAUAGUCUGUCUGCUAAACGGAUGGGUACCGUUCUUGUUGAAUGUCCCGCCAAAGAAUGAAGUUUUCUUCGUUAUAACUGUCCGAUAAACAUCCGUCAUCAAUACCGUCCGGUUGUCGAUUCUCUGCCAACGUCCACCGGUACUCUUGAUCAGCAGCACGUCUCUUGGAAAUUGGGAUGAGCUCAUCAGGCCAUGCCCGC
This is a messenger RNA of Suillus paluster, 2375 nucleotides long. RefSeq lists its product as uncharacterized. The coding region runs from base 76 to 1995 and encodes 639 amino acids. The transcript has 5 exons. NCBI's taxonomy places the organism in Eukaryota, Fungi, Basidiomycota, Agaricomycetes, Boletales, Suillaceae. The record is from RefSeq and is a predicted model, not a curated record.